AUGUCACGGUCGGACAUCGAAGAAGAUUCGUGUCCCAGAGUACGGUAUUCGGCGAGCCCAUUAGAUUUGAAACAGAAACCCAUAAGUGACUCGCCAUCAAAGUCGAAGAAAACUUCGUUUUGUAUAGAAGCGUUGCUAGGCCACCGUGAAGUUUCACGCAAGACGUCAUUGACCGCGUCAUCGGACUGUUCAUCUACUCCUUGUUCAAGCCGUAGUGCUUCAAUAUCUCCUGGGCCGGAACAACAAUUCGGAUACGAAGGUAAACACAGCGACGAGAACGAUGGAAUUUCGACCACAGCAAUGCGAUCAUUGACUUACAAUUCCAACUACUUGAAGUCAGACUUCCCAAUCACUUCCUCUGCUACCGACCUUUUAACCCGAGACCAUAGACGGAAUGGUGGUUUUGGAUUUAUUCACGGAUCUUCAGCAUUUCAGCCAUUGCCCCGUAUAGAUACGAACACCAAUAAUUCUCCAAGCUCAACUAUCGCAACAGUUUCGGCCACUACUGCGAAUCCCAAUCGCUCAAAUGUAUCUGCCGGCCAAUUACAACAGAUGCAACUAGAGUGGUUUGCUAGAGCAGGAAUGUUUUACGCUGGACCUAGAUUACACGAUUUAACAGGCCCACACCCGCACGCUUUACUGGGGAAGACAAGACGGCCAAGAACUGCAUUCACUAGUCAGCAGCUUCUAGAGUUGGAAAAACAAUUCAGACAAAACAAAUAUUUAUCCAGACCUAAAAGAUUCGAGGUGGCUACAAAUUUAAUGCUCACUGAAACACAAGUAAAAAUUUGGUUUCAAAAUCGCCGGAUGAAAUGGAAACGCAGUAAAAAAGCUCAGCAAGAAGCUAAAAUAUCGUCGAGAGACGAUACGGCGUUGGAAAAACGAGGAACCGUAAAUAUUCGAACAUGCAGUACUGGGAGUAAUGAUCUACAAAGUAACUCCAACAUUAGAUCUCCCGAGGAAUCUCGCAUAAAAAUAGACUGCCCGACAUCUUCCGCUGCCACAACCAUUCAAACACAAUCUCAUCACAAUUCUACUGCUCAACUAAGCCAUAAUUAUCACACUAUAAACAAUAUUAGAUCGCACGAGCAAGACGGGAAUUGCGAAUCGUUAUACAGACCGUACGUAUCAUAA
Molecule: messenger RNA, 1134 nt
Organism: Macrosiphum euphorbiae (potato aphid)
Lineage: Eukaryota; Metazoa; Arthropoda; Insecta; Hemiptera; Aphididae
Source: the annotation of a GenBank genome assembly